Fundulus heteroclitus (mummichog) is the source of this 3207-nucleotide messenger RNA. It is a transcript of the gene efcab7, whose product is annotated as EF-hand calcium binding domain 7. The transcript is spliced from 13 exons. Lineage: Eukaryota; Metazoa; Chordata; Actinopteri; Cyprinodontiformes; Fundulidae. The coding region runs from base 213 to 2057 and encodes 614 amino acids. Gene Ontology annotation, molecular function: calcium ion binding. The record is from RefSeq and is a predicted model, not a curated record.
UUGAUGCGCACUGUGGAAUUUUUGUUACCUUAGCAACAGUCCGCGCGUUAGCAACAACGUAUCACGGUUAUCAACGAAAAGGACAAAUGCGGCAAUAAAAACUCUGAAGCCGGUGGUCGUUUUUUUUUUUUUUUUUUUUUUUUUUUUAGCCUUUCCCCUCUAUGACGGGCAGACAUAGCGAACGGUAGCUUAGCUGUUUCCUCCCCUCCAAAAUGUCUUCUCAGGAAUCAUCUCGUCCCUCCGACGAGGAUGAGCUUUUUUACACGCAGUGUCGAGCAGCUUAUCUUGCUGUGUUCCGAUCAAGUUUGGCAAACAUUUCUUCGAAACAGCAGUUAUGUCGGGUUCUCCAGCAGGCCGGAAGGAAUCCAUCCCAUGCUACUCUCAAUAAAUACUGGACUUCUAGAACAUCGAAGCUAAACUUUGAUGACUUCUGCGAGAUUCUGAAAUGCGAGAGGAAAACCGACGAGGCCGAGCUAAUGAGGGCUUUCCGGAAGCUGGAUGUAAACGGCGACGGCUGCAUCACGCACAGCGUACUGGAGAAGGCUCUAACCUCUAGAGGUGAGAAGAUGACAGCCGAGGAGGUGAAUGCUGUUUUCUCAUUGGCAGACGUAAACAAGGAUGGUAAACUGGACUAUGCUGAGUUCUGCAGGCGGCUCGCAUCCACAGCCGAGCAGUGUCAGACGGCUGCUUUGGAGAACCUAAAAGCUGACGCUAAGCUAAGGAGGCAGAACUUUGGCAGCCAGCUGUACAGCCCUCCGAAAAGCUCAGUGGCAUCAGAAUCAUCUGCAUCAGCAGCUCAACAUGCAGAAUCAGACUCCUCCGCAAAGAAAGACAGCCAGUCCUCCUCUCGUCCUCCGUCGGCUCGCAGCAGACGGUCCUCCCUGUCGAACUCAGUCACAAUGACAUCCAGCAGCAGUAAAGCGGGCAAAGUUCUGGAGCCUCAAGGUUUACAGGACUGGCGUCACGGCUCCAUGAAAGGCUGCUUCUUUGUAGAGGAGGAUGAGAGCAUUAGCUCUCUGCAGUACCACCUUCAUCUUCCUCAGGCAACCGCCGUCUAUCUCACCAUCCAACCACUGAGCCUCAGCCACAGACCUGACAAGCCUCCAACAUGGAUGAACGUUGACACAGCACUUUUUGUCACGUCUGCUGGUGAAACCAAAGAGAACUUGUCUUUAGUGUGUUUCACUGAAUCAAAAGAUAAAGACAAGUAUGUUUGGAGAGGAGAACUCAGUGCUGGGACCUACCACCUCCUUCCCUUCACCACUGGCUGCAGAUUAAAAAAGCAAAGCAAGAAGAACUUUUCGGAUAAAUCUGUUAAACUCGUCUACAAGACUGACACGGGAGAACUGGACCUCACCAGUGAGCUGAGGGAGGUGCUGUCUGAAAUCUUUGAGGUGAUAGACCUGGACGGCAAUGGUUUGCUAAGCCUGGAGGAGUACAACUUCUUCGAGCUAAGGACCAGUGGGGAAAAGUGCGACCAGGAUGCCUGGGCCGUGUGUAAAGAGAACUUUGAUAUGAGAAAAAACCAGCUGACACGGCAAGGUUUUAUGGAGCUGAACCUGAUGGAGGCCACAGAGAGAGAUGGAGACCCCGCAGACCUGUGGGUGACCCUGGAAUCUAUGGGUUACAAUCGUAUGCUGGAGUUAGUAGAGGCAUGUCCGUUCCAAAUCGAUGUUUACUGCGAAGGCACUCAGCCAUCCAUGCAGCCACUUAGCUUGGACUCGGGCACCAAGCUUUUGAAUCAAGCCCUCCAGAAGUCAAUCACCUCGAGGUUUGGGGCCAAAGCACUGCGGGGGCAUGACAACGUCUUUAUCUACACCUACAGAGGAGACCACCGCAUUUCCUCCCUCAUAGCCAACAAGGCCAAUCAGAAGGUGACGGUUCAUGUGAACAACGAGCAGAACAGGAACUGUUGCAGCAGCAGAGGGAUGACCGUUUUUGCUGUAGAGGUUCCAGCCAGGACCAAAAUGGUGUGCCAACACGUGCUACCCAUUAACGAGAAGCAGGACUGGAUCUAUAACUGUGUGGAGACCAGUUUACCCAGCACAUCAAGCUGAAAUUCCUCAACAUGCUGCAGUCAGAAGAAAAUUAUAUCACAAAAAAGACUCUCAGAAGCCUGAUAAUGAAGGUUUUACUGGUAAUUUAUUCCAUUUCAGAAGAUCUCUGUGUUUAUUUAAGAUUCAGGGGUGAAAUCUUUAAUCUGGUCAGCUUUUACCAGUCCGUAAUAACCACAUGGUACAGUCAGCAAAACAGGUUUUCAUUUUGUUUAUUAGAUUGGUUUAUUCAAUCUUGGUAAGUUUUCUUUUUCUUGAAUUGGAUAUUUACGUUACAAACAUACUAAAACAGAUUUAGAUCAAAUUAUCCAGACCUUAGUUAGGAGGGAACUCCUCUACAAUUGGUUUUAACAUGUAUUUAAGUGACAGUAGAUGCAUCUCAUAAAUUGGCAAACAUAUCUAAUUUACAUAUGGUAUGUAAAUAGACCGUGUUUUUAUUUUUUACAGGGAAAUAAGCUGUUGUGGGAAGCUUCUGAAUUCACUUAAAGUGCUUGUCUGCCAUGUGUGAAAUAUGUCUGAAGCAAUUGGUAAUUUUGCGUAUGUGGGCGUGUCGGGAUGUGCGUUUUGCAGUGAAAUGCAUUCCUCUGGACUGCGCUCAGAUCUCAACUUUACUUGGCCUCGACCUUUCCAGUACGAUCCUGACCUCCUAUUUUAGUCUCCUGGGCCAUUAUCUGCCCUUUGACUUUCACUGCUGAAACAGUAGAGCCAGCUGACUCAAAUGUCACAUGGCAUGUGAGAUGUAUUUAAUACCCCGAGCCCGUCUGCACCUCUCUUCCCAACACAGUAGUAUCACUGCCUGCUUGCAGCGACGUUUCGGUUGUUUAAGCUCAAUAAUGGUCUGUUGUGAAGACAAUCUUUGUUAAGGAAGAGCAAAACAUUCAAAAAAUUAGGCGAUUGUCAAGAAAUCAACAAUGCUGCAUCUUGUAAUCAUACUAAUUGAACUUUUGCGCAUUUUGUCACAUAAACUUCAGUGUGUUCAUAGCGGUUUUAUAUUGCCCAGUAUAAAGUAGCUUAUAACUAUGUGAAGGGGAAUAAAAAAUAUAUAUGGUUACAAGAUACAGAUAUUUACAGGUAAAAACCCGAAAAAUGUGACGUGAAUGUGUAUUCAAUCCCCUUUAUUCUGAUAUCUCUAAAUAAAUGUCAGUGGACCCUA